AUGUUUAUUGUUACUUUGAGUAUAAAAGGAGUUCUUCCCACAGAUACUUGGCUAUUGAAUGGGCCAGAACACAGUUUACCAUAUAUAUUGAAAGAUAAUGGAUAUGAUGUUUGGUUGGGUAAUUCACGUGGUAAUCAGUACAGCGAGCCAUCUUCUUCUGACGAAUAUGAUUUCAGUUGGGAUGAAAUGGCAAAAUAUGAUUUGCCUGCUUUUAUUAAUUACAUCAAGAAACAAACCAAUGUAGACAGUUUAUCAUUUAUUGGUCAUUCUCAAGGAGCAAUUGAAAUCUUAGCAUCAUUGAUAAUUGAAUCCAUCUCACCAACAGAUUUACAAUGUAUUGUGUUGAUAGCACCACCAGCAAUAUUAAAAAAUCAAAAAUCCAAAGUAAUCAAAUUACUAAGUAAAAUAAAAGCUGACAAUUUAAUCAAAAUCCUCCCAGUUAAAUUAUUCAAGAACACAUUGGAUUUCUCUCGUAAAUUGAUUGAAGAACACAGUUUAAAUUACAAUGACAGUUUUAGAUUUAUAUUUGGUGAGACUAAAUUAUUGGAAAAUAGCAAUUUCCCUGGUCAUUUUCCUGCUCCUGCAAGUAAUCAAAAUCUUGUUCAUUGGAUUCAGUCAAGUAGAUCAGGUUUAUUUCAACGGUACCAGGAUAAAUCAACUCAGAACAACGAAUCAAUUUAUGACAUAUCAAUUAUUCCACCUAAUUCAUUAAAAUUGGCUACAAUUGUUGGUACAAAUGAUUUAUUGGCUACUCCUGAAAAUGUUUCUUUGUUGAAUCAACAAUUGGAAAUGAACAAUAAUCUAACAUUCACAAAAACCUUUGAAGGUUAUGCUCAUAUGGAUUUUUGUUGGUCUUUGGAUGCCAAAGAUACUAUUUAUCCUGACAUUAUAAACUUUUUAAAUGAAAACAUUAAAAAAAUCUAA
Entrophospora candida is the source of this 924-nucleotide messenger RNA. The record is from the annotation of a GenBank genome assembly. Lineage: Eukaryota; Fungi; Glomeromycota; Glomeromycetes; Entrophosporales; Entrophosporaceae.